This is a messenger RNA of Geodia barretti, 268 nucleotides long. The record is from the annotation of a GenBank genome assembly. Lineage: Eukaryota; Metazoa; Porifera; Demospongiae; Tetractinellida; Geodiidae.
GAGCCAAAAGCCCUCUUACGGCAAACUGAAGCUUUGAUCUCAGUGUCUCCACAUGUGACUGACUCCAGUAUGGCAUCAUGGAUGAAGAUGUACUGGUCCUGGAAGAAACAACAUCAAGUGUGGCCAGUUAUCAGAAUGAAAGUAUACAGUGAACUUGCGGGCAUAACUGCAUGUCAAGGUGAAACAAUAACCCACAAAAAGAAUGCAUAAACACACUGGGAGAGAUGUAAAAAUGACAAACAUUGCUGCAUGCCAAAAGCUUCACAGU